This is a messenger RNA of Pelagomonas calceolata, 1677 nucleotides long. The record is from the annotation of a GenBank genome assembly. Lineage: Eukaryota; Pelagophyceae; Pelagomonadales; Pelagomonadaceae.
CGUGAGGUACCGUAGGUAGGCACAGCCUUUGGCUGGUGUGCUGGGACCCUGCUACUCUACAUAACGCUGCGACAUACUCUUACGCUACCAGGGUUUCUCUAUUCCCCCUGGACACGAGCGUCCAUUUUUGCGAUGCAGGGGGAAACAGAGUGUGGAGCUCCGUGUGCCUUUUGGGGAUAUAUUCAUCAUCUCGACGGUUUAAAAGAACGAUGCAUGCAGCCGCCAGUGUGUCGUCGUGUCGAGGCAUUACCCAUUGGAGAAUAAUAGCAGCGUCGGCACUGGGCAUCGCCCUGGGACUGGGCAUCUUGGUCGGUCGGCAAUCCAGGCUGUCGGUCGUGACGGCUCCGGCGUGCGCGUCCCGCGCCGAGGUCGCCCUCGUCAUUAUGACGAAGGACGACUGGCCGCUGGCGUCGCGGUGGCUCGCGUGGCACGGGCACGUGUACGGUUUCGAGCACCUUUACGUGUUCGACGGCAGCACGGGCGCCCAAAAAGACCACCUCCAGGACGUGACGGCGAGCUAUCCCAUCCACCUCCGCCACAGCCUCGUCGAUCUGAACCACAUCGAAGACAACCUCGCGCGCUGGAUCGACGAGAUCAAGGCGCGAUACGACUGGAUCAUCAAGGUCGACACCGACGAGUUCGUCGCGCACGUGGCACAGGGCGCGCGCGCGCCCGACGUGACGACGUCGCGGCUCGGCCUCCCGCCGGCGCGCGUCUCGGACACGCUGCGCACGGCGUGGGCGUUCGACGUCGAUGCGAUCCAACGCGGCCCGCCGACCGACGGCGAGCAUGCCAAGAUGUCGCGCGCGGGCGUGCAUAAGCAGAUCUACAGUGGGGCACGCUACCGACGGCGAUUCUUUAACCUCGGGAGCCAUGCCUGGCACAACCGGUCCGCACCGGAAGCAGAGGGCCUCGCAAUCGUUCACUACCACCAGAGAACCUACGAGGAUUUGAUUCGCUUGGCGCACGACGUCAUCGUGAGUCACGGUUACAUCGAGGAAUCGGACAGCCGCGACGUGAAGAUCGAAAAGCUGGCGCGGCUGGACCAACGGCCGACGUGCCAAGUCAAUUCCUGCCACAAGAACUGGGUCGUUCUCGACGAUUUACGGAACCGGACGGCGAUGCGGCGGGCGUAUUACGCGCGCGACCGCCGGAACGCGCCGAUCCUGCGCGACUUCAGCCGCCGCCUUCGUGAGAUCUUUGCGAUGUAUCCGUUACUUGUGGCCACCAACGCAAGCGAGCCAUAGUAGCAGUAGGGGCAUGACCUUGGUGAAAGUGGAUUCCGGUGAGUCGGGUCUCGUGAUAGUCGAAAAAGGACUAAUGUUUUGGGCGGAAUAUGAGUCUGCGUCGUCCAAGCUGGAAAAAGUCCUCGUCGGAACGGCGGGGCCGAGAGAGCAUUGCGAUGCAGGGGGAAAUAAAGUGUGUAGCUCCAUGGAGGGGUACGAGUUUGGACCUGCGUACGUAUGUGGCUGCCCUGGCCAAAAUCGCCGCCGGCCAAGUCACGGUGGCUGGGAACUCAGGCUCGAAUCCCAAAAAUUAGAGCCUGAGGACCGACGUGAACCACACUAUUACGUCGCCGAUUAGCCCACUUUUGCUACCAUAAAACACUACCGGCCUACUAGCCUCCCAAGAGUCCACUAGAAACAUACCGCAGUAGACUAUCCGUCUAUUAAAUUU